Messenger RNA from Cynara cardunculus var. scolymus (artichoke), 2028 nucleotides. Its product is annotated as probable arabinosyltransferase ARAD1. Gene Ontology annotation, molecular function: glycosyltransferase activity. The coding region runs from base 473 to 1927 and encodes 484 amino acids. The record is from RefSeq and is a predicted model, not a curated record. Lineage: Eukaryota; Viridiplantae; Streptophyta; Magnoliopsida; Asterales; Asteraceae. The transcript has 2 exons.
CUGUAAGCAAGAUUCUCAUUCUCAUUCCCAUUUUUCCUUUCUGAUUCUUGAUUUUUUAUGAGUCUUUAAUCCCUCUACUUUCAGACAUCUGUUUUGACUCAGAUUAUUUAAUCAGACAUUUGAUUCAUGUUCAUCGUUUCUUCAAUCUGUUUGAAUGAAAGUUGAAGCUCUUCUUACAGCCAUGGAUUCUCUGUUCUCCAGGUUCUUUUUUACUCUGUUCUUGAAUCUUGGUGUCUGGGAAUCUUCAUCAGAUUCAAAGGGUUUUUCUUGGUUAACAAUGGCGGAACUAGCAAAGUUAGGGUUUCAAGUUUCAAGACAGUAACUUUCUCCAUUUUUGAAUCUUGAAAGUUAGCUUAAUGGGUGUUUGGUGUUUACCCUUUAUGAUACAGAUUUCAGAUUGGAAAAUAAGAACUGGAUUUGGUUGUCUUUUUUCUAUUUAAAUUCUUCAAUUGGUUCUUCCCGUUUUGAAGCAAUGACAUCAGUGCCUGAAAAGGGUGUGUUUAUUUCUCGAUCUCUUGCAUGUUUAUUUGCAGUCUCAGUAUUGUUCUUAAUCCUUUCUUCAUUAAUCCUAUUUCAAUUUGGUGACAAUUCUUUAGUACCCAGAUCAAUUUACAGUCUGAUUCUUGCUAAAAACAUCAAACUAGAUGAAACUGGUUUGCCAAUUGAGCCUAAAUCUCCCCCUUUUGUGCCCAAAUCUUGUAAAGAAUCGUGUUUUAAAUCGGAUCCGAUUGAACCAGCGACUUCUUGUGAUCGAAAUCGAGCUCUGCUCAAAGUGUUUAUGUAUGAUUUACCCCCUGAGUUUCACUUUGGAUUAUUAGGAUGGAAAGGGGAUCGAAAUCGAGUAUGGCCUAAUGUUAGUAAUUCCAGUGAAAUCCCUUCAUACCCAGGUGGAUUAAACUUGCAACAUAGUAUAGAGUAUUGGCUCACUCUUGAUCUUCUAUCUUCGAUUGCUCCAAAUGUGGCUAGACCUUGUACUGCGAUUCUUGUUCGGAACUCGACUCAAGCGGAUGUCGUUUUCGUGCCGUUUUUCUCGUCUUUGAGUUACAACCGGCAUUCCAAGAUUCAUGGGACCGAAAAGAAAAGUGUGGACAAGGUUUUGCAAGAGAGAUUGGUGGAAUAUUUGAAGGGUAGGGAUGAAUGGAGAAGAUCAGGAGGGAGAGAUCAUUUGAUCAUGGCUCACCAUCCGAAUAGUAUGCUUUUAGCUAGAAAACACUUAGGUUCAGCCAUCUUGGUGCUUGCCGAUUUCGGAAGGUACCCUGUUCAGAUUGCAAAUAUUGAUAAAGACAUCGUUGCACCUUACAAGCAUGUCGUUAGACGUCUUGAUGCUAACCAUUCGCCUUCUUUCGAUGACCGGCCCGUGUUGGUGUAUUUCCAAGGAGCAAUUUACAGGAAAGAUGGUGGAAUGAUUCGUCAAAAACUCUACUACCUACUGAAAGACGAAAAAGACGUGCACUUCAUGUUCGGCAGCGCAUCCUCAUAUGGGGUCCGCAAGGCGUCUCGAGGGAUGGCUUCCUCCAAAUUCUGCCUCAAUAUAGCAGGAGACACCCCUUCAUCAAACCGUUUGUUCGAUGCCAUUGCUAGUCAUUGUGUCCCUGUUAUAAUCAGUGACGAUAUCGAGCUGCCAUUUGAAGACGUUCUUGAUUACUCCAAGUUCGCCAUUUUUGUUCGUGGAUCAGAUGCUGCUAAAAAGGGGUAUCUUGUUAAACGUCUUAGAGGAGUUCGAAAAGAAAAGUGGAGCGAAAUGUGGGAAAGAUUGAAGCAAAUUGCACCACAUUUCGAGUACCAGUAUCCAUCGCGCGAUGGUGAUGCUGUCGAUAUGAUUUGGCAGGCCGUUUUUCGGAAGGUGUCUUCUGUAAAUGAUAAGAUUCACAGGAGAAAUAGGUACCAGAUGUCACAGAAGUUCUUAAACUGGUAUAAAAGAGUAUGAGGUUUGAAAUGUUGAAGAUUAGGGAUGUAUAUGAUAGAAUGGUCCCUUUUUCAGGAGUAAUGAUGUUUACAACUUAUAAAUUAUACAUUCAAGAUUGUACC